AUGGGGCCACCAAAGGUCCUGGAUUUGGAGGUUCAAGGGGGGAUGGCUCGUGGUGAUGGACACGUGGCCUUGGCCUUCAUCUCCAUCCUCAUCCUCAGCACCAGCCUCUUGGCCACCACCCGAGCUCAGGGCAACGAAAGUGACAAGACCCCAGAAGACGAGUCCCGCAUCAUCGGGGGCAGACCCUGCUCCAUCAACCAACGGCCCUUCCAAGUGGCCAUCACCAAGAGGGGCCAGAUCCUCUGUGGGGGCAGCUUGAUCGGUGCCCAAUGGGUCUUGACCGCCGCCCACUGCCGACAGCCAAUCAGGUGGCCAGAAGAUCAUCUCCUGGUGGCCAGAGGUGGAGUCUGGUGCUUCCAGAUGUUGCUGGCCCAGAUGUUCCCUCCAGAGGGAUCCAAAGGUUGGGGUGUCCAGAUGUUGGAUGCCCAGAUGUUCCCUCCAGAGGGAUCCAAUGGUUGGGGUGUCCAGAUGUUGGUGGCCCAGAUGUUCCCUCCAGAGGGACCCAAAGGUUGGGGUGUCCAGAUGUUGGUGGCCCAGAUGUUCCCUCCAGAAGGAUCCAAGGGUUGGGGUGCCCAGAUGUUGGUGGCCCAGAUGUUCCCCCCAGAGGGAUCCAAAGGUUGGGGUGUCCAGAUGUUGCUGGCCCAGAUGUUCCCUCCAGAGGGAUCCGAAGGUUGGGGUGUCCAGAUGUUGGUGGCCCAGAUGUUCCCUCCAGAGGGAUCCGAAGAACCUUCUGGGACUUUCUCUCACAACCUUGAGAAGAUGGUGACCAAAACAAAGUCCUCCCUGCUGGAGCUGGAGGUGGUGGAGAUGGAGCAGAUGGUGGAGAUGGAGGAGAUGGAGAAGCUCGUGGAGGUCAAGCUGGAGAUGCUGGAGCUGGAAGUGGUGGAGAUAGAGGUGGAGAUAGAGCUGGAGAUGGAGGUGGAGAUGGUGGAGAUGGAGGAGAUGGUGGAGAUAGAGGUGGAGAUAGAGCUGGAGAUGGAGGUGGAGAUGGUGGAGAUGGAGGAGAUGGUGGAGGUAGAGCUGGAGGUGGUGGAGAUGGAGAUGGAGGAGAUGGUGGAGGUAGAUUUGGAGCUGGAGAUGGUGGAGAUGGAGAUGGAGGUGGAGAUGGAGGAGAUGGUGGAGGUGGUGGGGAUGGUGGAGAUGGAGGUAGAGAUGGUGGAGGUAGAGCUGGAGGUGGUGGAGGUGGAGAUGGAGGAGAUGGAGGAGAUGGUGGACGUAGAGUUGGAGCUGGAGAUGGUGGAGAUGGAGGAAGUGGAGGUGGAGAUAGAGGUGGAGAUAGAGCUGAAGCUGGAGGUGGUGGAACUGAAGCAGGUAGAGAUGGUGGAGGUGGUGGGGAUGGUGGAGAUGGAGAUGGGGAUUGGAGGUGGUGGAACUGAAGCAGGUGGAGAUGGUGGAGAUGGAGGGGAUGGUGGAGAUGAUGGAGGAGGAGAUGGAGGAGAUGGUGGAGAUGGUGGGGAUGGUGGAGAUGGUGAAGAUGGAGGAGGUGGUGGAGAUGGAGCUGAAGCUGGAGGUGGUGGAACUGAAGCAGGUGGAGAGGAGAUGGAGGAGAUGGUGGAGAUGGUGGGGAUGGUGGAGAUGGUGAAGAUGGAGGAGGUGGUGGAGAUGGAGCUGAAGCUGGAGGUGGUGGAACUGAAGCAGGUGGAGGAGAUGAUGGAGGUGGAGAUGGUGGAGGUAGAGCUGGAGAUGGAGGUGGUGGAGAUGGAGGAGAUGGUGGAGAUGGAGGGGAUGGUGGAGAUGGAGCUGGACCUGCAGGUGCUGAUCGGGACGGACACGUUGAGGUCGGGGACGGGGGAGGUGAGAACCAUCACCAAGCUCUGGGUCCACCCCUCCUACAACCCCCGCAAGAACGACAACGACUUCAUGGUCCUGAGGUUGAACAAACCCGUGGAGUUCAGCAACAGCAUCAAGAGGAUCAGGUUGGCCACCAGGUGCCCCAGGCCUGGCAUGAGGUGCAGCGUCUCCGGAUGGGGAACCAUUAAAUCUCCUGGAGCUCUGCUGCCCAAGGACCUCCAAUGUGCAGCCAUCCAGACCUUUGGAGAAGCCAAGUGCUCCAGGGCCUACGGAAACGCCGUCACCCGCAACAUGUUCUGUGCUGGGGUCCCCCAGGGGGGCAUCGACUCCUGCCAGGGGGACUCGGGAGGCCCCUUGGUGUGCGACGGGGUCCUGCAGGGGGUGGUGUCCUGGGGCAUGGCCGUGUGUGGCCGGCGGGGACAACCCGGUGUCUACUCCAACGUCUGUCGUGCUGCGUCCUGGAUCCGGAGGCUCCUCAGGGAGCAUUCCAGCCCCACCAGCUCCAUCAUCUCCACCAGUUCCAGCCCCACCAGUCCCACCAGCUCCAUCAUCUCCACCAGUUCCAUCCCCACCAGCUCUACCAGCUCCAGCUCCAUCACCUCCAUUCCAGUUCCUCCAGCUCCAGUUCCAGUUCCACCAUCUCCAGUUCCAGUUCCUCCAGCUCCACUCCAGUUCCACCAGUUCCACCACCUCCAGUUUGGGGGAAAAUAA
Molecule: messenger RNA, 2502 nt
Organism: Chaetura pelagica (chimney swift)
Lineage: Eukaryota; Metazoa; Chordata; Aves; Apodiformes; Apodidae
Exons: 12
Coding region: 1-2502 (833 amino acids)
Biological process (GO): proteolysis
Molecular function (GO): serine-type endopeptidase activity
Source: RefSeq, a predicted model, not a curated record